This is a messenger RNA of Tribolium castaneum (red flour beetle), 741 nucleotides long. RefSeq names its product Glyoxalase 1 (gene Glo1). The record is from RefSeq and is a predicted model, not a curated record. Gene Ontology annotation, molecular function: metal ion binding; lactoylglutathione lyase activity. The transcript has 3 exons. NCBI's taxonomy places the organism in Eukaryota, Metazoa, Arthropoda, Insecta, Coleoptera, Tenebrionidae. The coding region runs from base 145 to 696 and encodes 183 amino acids.
UAGUACUGGAAAUAAUCAAUAAUUGAAUAAUCAAACGUUUGAAACAAAUUCGCAAUGACCGGACUUCGUCCAUUUUGGAAAUCCCGUGACUCGCCUUCUAACCUCUAAUUAUCGCAAUUCUAUAUCGCGUUUAAAGACGUAAAAAUGGGUGAUUCAGCACAGCCCCCUAUUUCGCACGCCCAGGCGGUUGCACUGUGCAAGAAUCCGCCCCCGGAAACAAAAGAUUUUCUCUUCCAACAAACAAUGUACCGUAUCAAAGACCCUAAAGUGAGCAUCCCUUUUUACACGGAAGUCCUUGGAAUGCGUCUUUUGCAAAAAUAUGAUUUUCCGUCCAUGAAAUUUACGCUGUAUUUUAUGGGAUAUGAAGACCCGAAGGACAUGGAAGGUGAAUUGGGGACCCCUGAACGGGGAGAGUGGGUAUUUUCGCGCAAAGCAACGAUUGAACUGACUCAUAAUUGGGGCUCCGAGAGUGACCCUGAGUGUAAGUACCACAACGGUAAUUCGGACCCUCGCGGGUUCGGUCAUAUCGGUAUCAUGGUCCCUGAUGUGAACAAAGCGUGCGAAAGGUUCGAAAAACUGGGAGUUAACUUCGUCAAAAAGCCCCAAGAUGGCAAAAUGAAAGACCUGGCCUUUAUCACGGACCCGGACGGGUAUUGGAUUGAAAUCUUCAACAAAACAAUGGCCCGGAACUUGUAAUACUUGUUAUAUAUUAAUAUAAUCUCCAAUAAAUAUUAACACAGA